Bombyx mori (domestic silkworm) is the source of this 3148-nucleotide messenger RNA. RefSeq lists its product as uncharacterized. The coding region runs from base 2652 to 3017 and encodes 121 amino acids. NCBI's taxonomy places the organism in Eukaryota, Metazoa, Arthropoda, Insecta, Lepidoptera, Bombycidae. The transcript is spliced from 3 exons. The record is from RefSeq and is a predicted model, not a curated record.
AGAGGACUCGGCCGCAGUCCAGACAGUCCAUAGACAUCAUACAGCGAUUGAUUGACAUUGCAAACGUUGAAUGUUAUAACAAUCGGAGUAUCUAUUCAUGGUGACAGUAUUUGCAAGCUUGAUGGAAGGCCCUAAUUUUUAUAUGCGAAUAGGUUUUAUCUAGUGGUAGGAUACUUAAAAAAAUAUGUUAUACCUUUUAUAAAAUAUAUAAGUAAUAAAAUAUUAUAAUAAAACUGUUAUUAAUAAAGUAACAUGUCAUCUCGCACGAAACUGCAGUGGACAGCUUCAGAGAGUUUGUAGACUCAAUCGGUGGCGUCUACGGAUCUCUUCACCAAUAAUACGGUUAAGGGCCACCUAGGUUUGACCCUCUUCUUCUUCGAUCACCUUUUUGGCCAAUCUGUACUCUCCGCUAUGUACUGACGAAUCCCAGAUAUUUGAUACUGUUCGUGAUAUUUAAUAUUAUCCAAAAUAGCUCCAUGACUUCCGGCCCCACUUAUAGCCUGUCCAUACCGCGCCACCUUUAUCCUCGGCAGACUUUACCCCAUGAUCUACAAGCGGAGUAGACUGUUAUUUGAUAGUUAGUUAACACUUAAUAAAACUUGUGUCCGUGCCGUAAUGACCUAUGUGAGUAUAGUGUUCUCCCAAGCAACUUGCACCUAGAUCCUUCAGUGCCGUAUUUGCAGGGUAGCAAUUGGAGAGCCAUGGCUUGUAAAAAACGUCGAUUGUCACGACGAUUUAUUUCCAACCCAUCCGGAAACAGCUGAAGUCAGCGUCGGAACAUUACUUUGAUAAGGCACGAUAGCAACGCCACCUUGGCCGUCGCAGACUACAUUCUGCACAUGGUCCAUGCAGGAGCAAUUAAGCGUCGUCUUCUUAGAUACGUCGUAACGAAUUCACCCGAACUUCUAGUAUUUUUGCUAGAUCCCUGUAGCUCUGAGACUAGGAUCAGGCAUAGAGACUCUGGACCAUACUCGUCGAGCUCGUCGCAGAGUUCAAUGUGGAACCUAGCCCAUAGAGCAUGAGCUCACCGAGAUUCUCUCCGGAUCUUCUAAGCGGGUCGUGAUUCUGAUCCGGUAGUUAAUGCAUUCGAAAUUUAGCGGCCCCUAAGCUGUUUGGACUCCUUUGCAGGUUAUCGUGCAGCCGUGAGGAAAUCUUACCCCUGAUGGCUAAUAACAAUCAUCGCGUGAGUUUUUGACGCCACAAAGCAACAUUAUAUUAUAAUCUUGUUAAGAAGUGUAACUAACUACCUUUAAUCCAACCUAAUCUAAAUCUCUAUCUCUAUCUAUUCUCUAUCUAAUCUAAUCUAAUUUAAUUUAACCUAGUAUAGGUAUGUGGGUUUACGACGAAAGGAAAGAUCUUUCACCGAGCGGGUGAUAUUGCUCGGUAGACCGACGGUCCGAAUGUUGUUGUUCGGAACUUGUAUAUAUGCAAGCUUAUCUUGAAAAUGUCGUUAGCGAAAUUCAGGCAUCUGUCAUAUAUCUUGCGUUGUAUGAGAGCUACCCGCCACAGAUAAUUUCAGUUUCAAAGCUUUUGCCUUUACUUGUCCAUCUACUGUUUAAUUAUUAAAAUAAAAUCCUCGUUUCGACCAAGGUAACAUUGAAUAUCGGAUCAAAGUCAAAUACAUCUGAUUUGAACAUCCGUCCAUGUUUUAUUCGGUUCUUGUUUUCAUAUGGAACUUCCAUUGGUGCGCUGUGUUCUUGUCUAUUUUUGAUCUUAAUCAUACACCUCAACAUAAUGAUUACUAGCAUAACAGGACACUCGACCUGAGAGGCGGCUCGUGCCAUUGUUUACCACUCAAAUUCCCGGAGCCGUAGCGCAUUCUGUUCUUGUCUGUCUACAAGGGCGGGGUGGCCUUACCCAGAUCAACUCCCGUGUGGAGCUAAAGACAAGCGGUAGCAUACAUUAUCCCGGAUACUCCUGGCAUACAAGGCCAUCUCGAAGAAACCACGUACAGUGGUCAGUAGUGACCCACACCACAGUCCCAAUGGUGGGAGAAUACAUUCUCAAGGGACUUCCCGCGCGAUAACCAAAACAACGACGAUAUACAUAAAAAUUGUGUACUGACAAUAAUAUCUAUAUCUGAUUAUUAUGUAGAUCAUAUUGAAAAUUAAUUUUUACCUCGCAAAUAUAUUGACGUACAUUAUGUCAAGCUAUGUACUCUUAACGUGGAAUUUUUAAAUUAUUGUAUAGGUGGGUGAACGAACUCAGAGCCCAACUGAUAUAUCAUCGGUCACCGGAGCCCAUAGACAUCUACAACGUAAAUGCCGCCAUCUAUCUUGUGAUAUGAGUUCUAAGGUCUCAGUAUAGUACAACGGCUGCCUCACACUUCAAACCGAAACACAUUAUUGGUUCACGGCAGAAAUAGGCAUCAUUCAUAGACAUCAUUUUGGAUACCAUCACUUUUGAUAAUCACAAUAGAAAUAUGGCUCAGUUCCAAAUUUAGAACGUGUCUUUCUUUAAUACUUAACGUAUCAUUUCAUGUUGUAAGUGCAGUAGUCCGGUAAUCUUUAUUUAUAAUACUGUAUUUGAUUCACAAAAUAAUAUAUCUUAUCUACUCGUAUAUUGUGGAGUAUAAAUAAACGCGCUGAAACUCGAAUAGACAUCACUACUGACUUUUCAAUUUGAAUUUCAGUUCACUUCUUUGCUACAAGAUGAAGUUCGCUCUUCUGUUCGUAUUGACCGCAGUCGUCGCCGUGUCAACUGACGAAGUGGCUGACCCCAGCUCCACUAACAGAGCUAACGGCUUGAGCAUCGGCAGUAUUGCUCCAAAUGAUAGACUGUUACGGAGCUUCGUUGUGACUCGUGCUGCGACAGCCAGCUCGCAGGCUGUCAACGUGAGGUACACGGCGCCCGCCGGUAGACGCGUCAGGGCCGUCCGAGCCCGGGAAGUAGGGGUGUCCCAGUUCGCGACCGUCCGCCUUGUCGGGGGCGGGGUCGGUUCAACUUUCGUCACUCUCCAGUUCAGAAACUCGGCACGAAGAGGAUAUCACUUCAAUGUACAAAUUUGGGGACGCUAAGACUCAUCUGUCCACCCGUCAAACACAUGUGCAUCUGUUUGUGACUCAGACGUUUUAAAUUUAAGAAACAAUACUAUAGUUUAUUAAUGGAUUUGUAUUCAAGAUUGUUAAUUAAAAUUUAUUUAAGUGGA